Molecule: messenger RNA, 2045 nt
Organism: Erythranthe guttata (spotted monkey flower)
Lineage: Eukaryota; Viridiplantae; Streptophyta; Magnoliopsida; Lamiales; Phrymaceae
Product: putative myosin-binding protein 5
Molecular function (GO): myosin binding
Source: RefSeq, a predicted model, not a curated record
CAUGCCGCCAUGGGGAAAUCAUUCAAGAACUUCCUCGACCAAUUAAACCUCGGCAAAUUCCCACAAUUCGUAAUCUUCGCGGUCCUCGAAUGGACGAUGAUCCUCCUCUUAUUCGCGGACGGUCUCAUCGCGUUCGUCUCCAACGAGUUUGCAAAGUUCUUCGGCCUCGAGACCCCGUGCCUACUCUGCACGAGGAUCGACCACAUCCUCGUCAAGCGCAACUCGAGCUUCUAUUACAACGACUCCAUAUGCGGGGCCCACAAGAAGGACGUGUCCUCCCUCGCCUAUUGCCGCAUCCACGACAAGUUGUCCGAUAUCCGCAACAUGUGCCAGGGUUGCCUCCUCUCGUUCGCCACAGAAAAAGAUGCCGACUGCGACAAGUACAAGUCCCUUGUCGGGAUUUUGCACAAGGAUUUCGACUGCUUCGUCGACGACGAGGAUCGGAAGAAAUCGAGUGCGUCGAAGAAGGUGGAUGGCGGCGGUGGUGGUGGUGAUGAUGAGGAUGAUCCGAGGUGCUCGUGUUGUGGGGAGAUUGUGAAAUUGAAAUUGUCGUCGAAAUACAUUAGGAGUUUGUCGAUGAAAGCGCCCGUGUCGUCUCCACGAGCGUCGUGGUUGGCGAAUGGACGGAAUAAUGUGGAGUCGCCACGGACUAGGUACGCGGAGCUUAAGUUUAUGUCCGAAACGGGACGGGAUGUUUCCGAGGUUGAUGCUUCGAGCAAUGCAUAUAAUCACGGUAAAGAGGCUAUCAAAUCCCUAAACGCGCCAUCGUUGCCGUACUCGAAGGACAUAAACGAGGACGCCUGUAGAACCCCGAUUUUCGCGAGGAGGAACAAAUUCUUCCCGAUGCCGUUGAAUUCCGCUCCGGUGAGCCCUAGAGUGUGGCUCAACAACGGCCUCCGAAAACUCUCCGUCGAAAGAGGCGGCACCGCCGGCGACAUGAUCGGGGACCCCACUACCAACAACAACGAAGACGACGACGUGGCGAAUUCCAAUCCGCUAAACGAGGUGGAUUUUGAAAUCUUGAACCGUCUGAAGAAACAGGUCCGCUUGGACAACAAGUCGUUGAUGGCCCUGUACAUGGAGCUGGACGAGGAGCGGAGCGCGUCCAACGUGGCGGCCAACAAUGCCAUGGCCAUGAUCACUCGUCUGCAGGCGGAGAAGGCGGCCGUGCAAAUGGAGGCACUGCAGUACCAGAGGAUGAUGGAGGAACAGGCGGAGUACGACGAGGAGGCGAUCCAAGUCAUGCGGGACGAGCUCUCGAGGAGGGACGACGACGUGGCGGCUUUGGAGUACGAACUCGAGGUGUAUAGAGAGAAAUACGGGGUCGUCGUCAAUAAAAUCGGUGGCGAGAUUUGCGAAGUAGCGGAUGAAGAUAAUUACUACUACCAAGACGGAAAUAAUCACGAAGAAGUGUCGUUGCUCGAUUUCGAGGGCGAAAAGUCUCAUCUUCUAGGAGUUUUGAAUGAUCUUGAGAAGAAAUUGAAUGUGGAUGAAGGAUCAACAAUCAUGCAUGAAAAUGAAGGAAAACAAGAUAAUAAGGCUACUAUUACAAGAGAAGUAUCUUUGAUUAAGGAGAGAUUGAGAGCCCUUGAAGAAGAUAGUGGCUUCUUACAGCACGCUGCGAUGACGAUGCAACGAGGCGAAAACGGAACUAAACUAUUGACGGAGAUAGCUCAACAUCUACGGAAAGUUAGACACUCCGUACAAUCAUCAUCGGACGACAUAGAUGAAUGAGCCUUUUGUUAUGAUGCAUAUAUAUAGAUGAUUUUUUCUUUUUUGAAAGAUCUCUUCUUUUAUUUUAUUUUAUUUUCGUUCUCUUUUUCCGUCCCACAUGGAAAUGCGUGGAUCGAUAAUAAGCCGGUCGGAGAAAUAACCGCGUGAAUUAAAACGAGCGGCCAAUCUUUUCAGUCGUCUAUGUAAAACUUUGAAGCUGAUAUUUUAUCGCGCUUUAGUAGGUAUAUGUCGUAAGGCGUGUCGAGAAAUAUUUGUAGUUUUUCUUGCAUAAUUUUCUAAUUAUACAAUUUACCAAGUCCAUAUAAAUAUGG